AUGAGAAUCGAGACUUCAAACUGUGCCAUAAACUGCGCGUCAAACGGUAUUGUUAAUCCGACGGUGAAUGUCAUAAAGAAUGACAUUGAAAAUGGUGUAGUGAAUGCCAGUGUCAACGGUGUAACUGUAAAUGGUAGUAUAACGAAUAAAACCUUUGUUAGUACAAUGACUACUACUGCAAUUGAUGUAAACAAUUCUAACGUAAAUGGUGAAAUAAAAGAAGCUACAAAAAUUAUAACAAGUCAUGCUGGAAAUGGUGUUGUGCAAAGUCCCAAACGUUACGAAUCCCAAGUUACUGUUGUACUUGGCGCUCAAUGGGGAGACGAAGGCAAAGGGAAAGUGGUGGAUAUGUUGGCGCGGGAGGCUGAUAUCGUUUGCAGAUGCCAGGGCGGUAGUAAUGCUGAUCACAUUGUUGUGGUAAAUGGAACAGAAUUUGUAUUUCAUCUCUUGCCUUGUGGCAUUGUCAAUGAGAAAUGCGUUGCGGUCAUUGGCAAUGGUGUUGUGAUUCAUUUACCAUCAUUACUCGAGGAGUUGAGUCAAAUGCAAUCUAAGGGACUGGCCAAAAUCGAACAACGUUUAAUCAUCUCGGAUCGCGCCCAUUUGGUUUUUGAUUUUCAUCAGGAAGUCGAUGGCAUGCAAGAAGCCGAAAGAGAAGGCACAGCAAUAGGGACCACAAGAAAGGGUAUUGGUCCAACUUACUCUAGUAAAGCUACCCGCAAUGGCAUACGGGUGGGUGAGCUUUUGGGUGACUUUAAUCAUUUUAUCGAAAAAUUCAAAACUAUUGUUGGUAACUACCAACGUUUAUUUCCCUCCAUCAGUGUGGACAUUAAUGCCGAGUUGAAGCGCUAUAAGACAUAUGCCGAGUGUAUACGCCCUUAUGUCAAGGAUUCAGUUUAUUUUUUGCAUGCUGCUCUGCUCGCAGGCAAAAGAAUUCUUGUUGAAGGAGCCAAUGCAGGAAUGCUGGAUAUCGAUUUUGGCACCUAUCCCUAUGUGACAAGUAGUAAUUGUAGCAUAGGUGGUGUACUGACAGGACUUGGAUUACCUGCUCAAGCCAUAGGUGAAGUUGUAGGUGUUGUAAAAUCCUAUACAACACGUGUUGGAGAUGGGCCAUUCCCCACUGAGCUAUCGAAUAAUAUGGGAGAAGUGUUGCAAAUACGUGGUUCUGAGGUUGGUUUUACCACCAACCGAAAAAGACGCUGUGGUUGGUUGGAUAUACCAUUGCUGAGAUAUACUUCUUUGGUGAAUGGCUACACCUGCAUAUGCCUCACAAAACUAGAUAUAUUGGAUACUUUGGAUGAGAUAAAAGUGGCCAUAGCGUACAAACAUUCCAAUGGUGCCAUGUUGUAUCAUAUCCCCGGUACUGUUGCCGAAUUGCAAACCAUUGAGGUGGAGUAUGCCAUUUUGCCGGGAUGGAAAACGUGUACGCAAAAUAUUCGCACCUUUGAGCAACUGCCAGAAAAUGCUCAAAAAUAUGUACGCUUUGUGGAGAACAAACUUGAAGUGCCCAUACGUUGGGUUGGUGUAGGGAGAGGGCGUGAAUGUAUUAUCAAUGUACAAAAGAUUAGAUAAUAACCGCUGAAUGUUUUG
Messenger RNA from Stomoxys calcitrans (stable fly), 1587 nucleotides. Its product is annotated as adenylosuccinate synthetase-like. The transcript has 6 exons. Lineage: Eukaryota; Metazoa; Arthropoda; Insecta; Diptera; Muscidae. The coding region runs from base 1 to 1569 and encodes 522 amino acids. Gene Ontology annotation, biological process: 'de novo' AMP biosynthetic process; IMP metabolic process. Gene Ontology annotation, cellular component: cytoplasm. The record is from RefSeq and is a predicted model, not a curated record. Gene Ontology annotation, molecular function: adenylosuccinate synthase activity; GTP binding.